This is a messenger RNA of Melanotaenia boesemani (Boeseman's rainbowfish), 3287 nucleotides long. It is a transcript of the gene mcama, whose product is annotated as melanoma cell adhesion molecule a. Gene Ontology annotation, biological process: angiogenesis. Gene Ontology annotation, cellular component: plasma membrane. Lineage: Eukaryota; Metazoa; Chordata; Actinopteri; Atheriniformes; Melanotaeniidae. The record is from RefSeq and is a predicted model, not a curated record. The transcript is spliced from 16 exons. Bases 157 to 2019 code for a protein of 620 amino acids.
CUGUGAGACCGUAGUUUCACCCCCUCCUCCCCCCCAUCUUCCUCCUCCUCCCCCCAUCUUCCUCCUCCUCCUCCUCCUUCUCCGGCUGCUGCUUAACUUCUUGUCGACGCGCCUCUUGUGUUCAGUUUGUGUCGGACCGGAUAGACCGCAGCGAACAUGGCUUUCUUUCACACCUUUCUCCCGCUGUUUCUCCACAUCUGCCUGCUGAACCGGAGCGUGUGGAGCAAAGUGGAGCUGACUAUGAAUGACACACUGGAGGUGUAUGCGGGUGACUCGGCUAAGAUUCCCUGCCAUUACAACUUCACCGACACUAACAAGCCCAGCUUUGUCAUGAUCCAGUGGUUUGUGAGAUCUGCAGGAAACAGCUCACGGAUGCGGAUAUUCUACAGCGACGUCACUCAGCAGAUAGUUGACAACAACACAGACUACACCGGUCGCAUUGAGGUGGCUCGAGACCAGAAUGGGACACUACUCAUUAUCCAGAAUGUCCAACUCACUGAUGAGAGGGAAUUUUUCUGUCAGGUUAACGGGCUGGCUGCUGGCCAUGCUGAACGCAAAACCCACCUCAGAGUGUUUGCUCCUCCAGAGGCUCCUGUCAUCGAGGGUGUUGUUGCUGGAAUAUCUAUAACCAGUGACAAGCCGUCUAAGGUGGCGUCAUGUGAGGCUCGAAAUGGCUUCCCUAAACCCAACAUCACCUGGUACAGGAAUGGCGUGCCGCUGACCACAACACCAGGAAAUGUAAACGUGCUGAUCCUGGUGACCCGGGAGUCCAGUGGGUUGUACUCUGUCCAGAGCACGCUGGAGUACAAAGUGGUGAAGAAAGACAAGGACGCCUAUUUCUCCUGUGAGAUCAGCUUUUCUGUCCCGGGGGCCAUCAGGACUAUGGAGUCCCACAGCAUCAACAUCACUGUUCACUACCCCACCACCAUGGUGGAGCUGUGGAAGGAGUCGCCCCAGGGCUUGGUCAGAGAGGGGGAUACUGUGGAGCUACGUUGCCAGGGCGAUGGCAAUCCCCCGCCACCAUUUAUUUUCAACAGAGAACAAGACUUGGAUGCGUACCUGGAGAGCAGGGGUAAUGUGCUGAUCCUGACCCCGGUGACCCGUAGAGACAGCGGCCUCUACCAGUGUCGGGCUCUGGAAGGCGACAGCCACAGCGAGGUCAAAGGAGAGGUGCAGCUCACCGUGCAUUACUUGGACACUGCAGUCGUGGUGCCUAAAGACUUGGAGGUUAUGCUGAAAGGAGAAGAUCUGACUGCGACCUGCAACGCUCUGUCCUCCCUGCAAACAUCCACUGUCUGGUACAAGGAUGGGAAGCAGGUGGGCCACGGGAACACGUUGCACCUGCAGGAUGCCACCUAUGAAACAAGUGGAGAGUACAUAUGUGAGGUGACAGUCCCGUCUUUGCCUGCCCUGCACACCUUUGGCUCCGUUCACAUCAUCGUCCAAGGUGGUCCCCAGAUGGUGGGCGUGGAGCAGGAGGUGCAGCUGGAGGAGGCCACAGGUCGGAUGGUGAACUUGAGCUGUGAGGCUCUGGGACAUCCACUGCCCAACAUCUCCUGGAACAUCAUCGGCAGCCAGAACUGGCAGGAAGUGGUGAGCAAAGCGAACGGUCACAUGACUCACAGCGUGGUGUCUGUUAAAGUUACAUCGGACAUCAGCGCACUGUGCAACGCCUCCAACGACAUGGGCACCGACGUCAAGGCUUUCAGCAUCAAAGCCAUUCCCAGGGUCACCACAGGCACAUCCAUCUAUCCUGCUGAGGGCAGUGGGGUGAUCAUAGUGGUGAUCAUACUGUGUCUGCUGCUGCUGGCCACCCUCGGCAGUGUCCUCUACUUCCUGCAUAAGAAGGGAAAGAUCCUCUGCGGGCGCUCCGGCAAACAGGAGAUCACCAAAGAGAAGACCACCAAAGAUGACAUUGUUGUGGAGAUGAAGACCAACACAAAGAAUGAGGAAGCAGUUCUCCUGAAGGCCGUCAAUGGAGAGAAUAAGGCUCCUAAUGAGCAGGUAACUGAUGUGUAAACGGCCCAGCAGUGACGGCGUGGAGUGGACGGCAGGUCACAUGACACCAGCAGGAGGCCAGAGACGCCCCCCACCCCCACCCCCCAACAAUCAUGCUUUGAUCUCAGCAGUAUUGAUUAGAUUUACCAGGAACACACACUUUAGCAGGUGUGUAUUUUCUUUUGGAUGAAUGUUUGCCUCCAUGUUCAUUUUUCAGCCGUUGUUCAUUACGAUGGUGACGUCAUGCCUCUUUCUGUUAUGAAAGUGUACAUAUUAUAUAUAUUUUGCUAUUUAAGAGUCAGAUUUUCAUUUCCUGGCAACGUCUGGCAGCCUUGGGGCUCGUGUUGAUCUGUGUUCAUGAGUCCAGAGUAGGUCUCGGCCGGGACGUCGCUGCUGAUGGUGUUUGUGAGAAUUUCAUGUUUAAAUUGACAGAAGAAGAAGAAGAAAACACCUCUUCCUCCAGAAUCAGUGUGUUGUUCAGGUGUUUUGAUGACUGAACGGUUAUUUUCUCUCUGAAACGAGACACGGCUGUCAGGCCGGAGAUCUGCUGUGCCUGGUUUGGUUUUUAUACACUGAAUCUGUUUCCUUUGUUGGCCACUGAGAGCCUGAAGAGCCUCCCAGACUGUUUGCAUGUUUCAUAUGUUGGAGGAUUUUAGAUUUCUUUCCAUGUUUUAUAAAAGUAAAACCAGACAUGAUGACCACUGUGAUUUUUUUUAUUUCAAACAUCACCUAAAUAGACAGGAGCAUCUUUAACGGCUUCCAGGUCCUGGAUGAUUUUUCCACACCAAAAUCAAAACAAACUAACAUGCUAACAUAUUGGCUAAAAAAUCUUAUGUGGUAUGCCCGGGGGAUGCUCGUGUUCCAGCCCUGCAUUGGAUCAAACCUGCAGAGAGAACAUGCUAAACUUCUGCUGGGCUCCUUCACGGCUCAGCGUUGAGAAUAUUUUAUUGUAAGAAGUUCUGUUCCUCAGAGCCCUGAAGACUUGCAACGUUAAACUAGUGAUGUUAUUACUUCCUGUUUGUUCGUGUUUUCCUGCUGAGUGUCCGUGUGCAGGACAUCCUCAGGCAAGAGAUGCCCUGGUGUAUGAUGUGAUGCUGUUAUGGUCCAGAAAAGCUGCAGGAAGCCAUAACGAAGGUUUCUGAUUGGACGUUUCUUCAGCUGCAGGAAAACUGAAUCCAUUUUUCUAAAUGUGUGUAAAUUAAGUUUGUUUGUGUGAUUCUUGCUUGCUUGUUUUUUUAUUUUUCAUUUUGCAAAAAAAUGACGCCAAAUAAAAGUUUCCUUUAAACUGA